Peromyscus maniculatus bairdii (prairie deer mouse) is the source of this 4128-nucleotide messenger RNA. RefSeq names its product crumbs cell polarity complex component 2 (gene Crb2). Gene Ontology annotation, biological process: heterophilic cell-cell adhesion; establishment or maintenance of epithelial cell apical/basal polarity. Gene Ontology annotation, molecular function: calcium ion binding. The record is from RefSeq and is a predicted model, not a curated record. Gene Ontology annotation, cellular component: plasma membrane; protein-containing complex. NCBI's taxonomy places the organism in Eukaryota, Metazoa, Chordata, Mammalia, Rodentia, Cricetidae.
CAGUGCUGGUUGGAGGGACGAAGUGAAGGGGCUCGGAGCCCGCCGAGCAGAGGGUUCCCACAGGCGAGCGAGCCCGCUGCCAUGGCGCUGGUGGGGCCUGUGAUCUGGAGCUCCAGACGAGAUGUCCACCUCCUCCUCCUCCUGCUGCUGCUGCUGCUGCCGCCCUGGGUCCCGGCUGGGUUGGUUCCUUCAGAGACUCCAAGUGCCUGUGCCUCAGACCCGUGUGGUGCUGGAACCGAGUGCCAGGCUACAGAAAGUGGUAGCUAUACCUGUGAGCCUGCAGAGCUUGGGGGCUGUGCUUCUCAGCCAUGCCACCAUGGUGCACUGUGUGUGCCCCAGGGCCCAGACCCUAACGGCUUCCGCUGCUACUGUGUGCCUGGCUUCCAGGGUCCCUACUGUGAGCUGGACAUCGAUGAGUGUGCGUCCCGGCCCUGCCACCAUGGGGCCACCUGCCGCAACCUGGCAGAUCACUACGAGUGCCACUGCCCCCUGGGCUAUGCAGGCGUGACCUGCGAGGCCGAGGUAGAUGAGUGCUCGUCAGCGCCCUGCCUGCACGGAGGCUCGUGCCUGGAUGGUGUGGGCUCCUACCGCUGCGUGUGUGCGCCGGGUUACGCAGGCGCUAGCUGCCAGCUGGACGUGGACGAGUGCCAGAGCCAGCCGUGCGCGCAUGGGGGCGUGUGUCACGACCUGGUCAACGGUUUCCUGUGCGACUGCGCGGACACUGGCUACGAAGGUGCGCACUGCGAGCAGGAGGUACUGGAGUGCUCGUCAGCGCCCUGUGCGCACAACGCGUCCUGCCUCGACGGCCUCCGGAGCUUCCGCUGCCUCUGCUGGCCAGGCUUCAGCGGAGAGCGGUGCGAAGUGGAUGAGGAUGAGUGUGCAUCGGAUCCCUGUCAUAAUGGCGGCCAGUGCUUGCAGCGCUCUGACCCAGCCUUGUAUGGGGGUGUCCAGGCCACUUUCCCAGGAGCCUUCAGCUUCAGUCGCGCUGCUGGCUUCCUUUGCACCUGUCCUCUGGGCUUUGCUGGGGAUGACUGCAGUGUGGAUGUGGACGAGUGUGCCUCAGGACCAUGCCUCCAUGGUGGCAGCUGCCAGGAUCUGCCCAAUGGUUUCCAGUGCUACUGCCAGGAUGGAUACACAGGCCUGACAUGUCAGGAAGAUGUGGAUGAAUGCCAGUCAGAACCAUGCCUGCAUGGUGGGACCUGUAGUGACGUUGUAGCAGGCUAUGUCUGCCAGUGCCCUGAGGCCUGGGGUGGACAGGACUGUUCUGUCCAGCUCACAGGCUGCCAGGACCACACCUGCCCACUGGCUGCCACCUGCAUCCCCACCUUCAAGUCUGGGCUCCACGGUUACGCCUGUCGCUGCCCACCUGGGACCUAUGGGCCUUUCUGUGGCCAGAAUACCACUUUCUCGGUCAUAUCCGGAAGUUCUGUGUGGGGAUUGGUGCCAGCUGGUGACUCUCUGGGUCUGUUACUGACGUUUCGUACCACACUGUUUGCUGGGACCCUGGCCACUCUCAAGGACACUCAGGUCAGCUUGGAGCUGGUACUGAUGAGGGCCACACUCCAAGCCACACUUUGGAGACACGGCACCGCUGUGCUUGUCCUUACACUGCCAGACCUAGCCUUAAAUGAUGGCCGCUGGCACCAGGUGGAGGUGGCACUCCGCCUUGGAGCCCUGGAGCUUCGGCUCUGGCAUGAGGGCUGCCCUGGCCAGCUCUGUGUGGUCGCUAGUCCCGUGGCUACAAGUCCCACGGCUACAAGUCCCACAGCCUCAGUGGCCUCUGGGCCUCCUGGGCUCUACUCUAUCCAUCUGGGUGGCUGGGCCUUUGCAGGCUGCUUCCAGGAUGUGCAUGUGGAAGGGCACCUUCUGCUGCCUGAGGAACUCAAUGGAAAUGUGCUGCUGGGUUGCAAGCGCAGGGAACCAUGUCAACCUCUGCCCUGUGCCCAUGGAGGGGCCUGCGUGGACCUGUGGACUCACUUCCGCUGCAACUGCCCAAGACCUUACCGUGGGCCCACAUGCACUGAUGAGAUUCCUGCUGCCACCUUUGGCCUGGGCGGUACCAUGAGCUCAGUCUCCUUCCUGCUCCGUCAGCUGCUAGGCCCAAACCUCACUGUGUCCUUUUUUCUCCGCACUCGGGAGCCUGCUGGUCUGCUACUCCAGUUUGUCAAUGAUUCAGUGGCUAGCCUAACUGUGUCCCUGAGUGAGGGCCAGAUCCGGACUGAGGUGCUGGGUCAUCCUGCUGUGAUCCUCCCUGGGCGCUGGGAUGAUGGACUCCGCCACUUGGUGGUGCUCAGUUUUGGUCCUGACCAGCUGCAGGACCUGGGCCAGCAGCUGUAUGUGGGUGGGAAGGUCUACCUUGAUGACACCCAGCCCUGGGGCGGGCCCUUCCGGGGCUGUCUCCAGGACUUGCAACUCAACGGCCUCCACCUCCCCUUCUUCUCUUCACCAAUGGAGAACUUGAGUUGGCCCAGUGAACUGGAUGCUGGUCAGUCCUCUAACCUCACCCAGGGCUGUGUCUCUGAGGACAUGUGCAACCCCAAUCCCUGUUCCAAUGGUGGAACUUGCCACGUCACCUGGAACGACUUCUCCUGCAGCUGCUCUGACAACUUCACAGGGCCCACCUGUGCCCAGCAGCUGUGGUGCCCCAGCCGGCCUUGCCUCCCACCUGCCACCUGUGAGGAGGUUCCCGAUGGCUUUGUAUGUGUGGCAGAGACUACGUUCCAAGAGGGCCCUCCUGCUGUGUUCAGCGGCCACAACGUGUCCUGGGCGCGGCCCCUGAGCGAGCUCACCCUGGCCUUCCGCACUCGCGACCCCGAGGCUGGGCUGCUGCGCGCCGUGGAGAGCGUGCCGCGGAGAGACUCGGGUAUCUGGCUGGCGCUGCACAACGGCUCGCUGGCAGCGGAUGUGGCGGGCUCGGUGCUGCCCGCGCCCGGGCCGCGCGUGGCCGACGGCGCCUGGCACCACGUGCGUCUGGCCCGGGAGCUCCCACAAGCCACCGCCUCACGCUGGCUGCUGUGGCUGGACGGCGCGGCGACGCCCGUGGCUUUGCAGGGCCUGGGUGGCGACCUGGGCUUCCUGCAGGGCCCAGACGCCGUGCGUGUGCUGCUGGCUGAAAACUUCACAGGCUGCCUGGGCCGCGUGGCGCUCGGUGGCCUCCCGUUACCCUCUGCGCCUCCGCGACCGGGUGCGAUCCCCGGAGCCCGCGAGCACUUCGUGGCCUGGCCUGGGUCACCAGCCAUGCGCCUUGGAUGCCAUGGUGCGCCCGUGUGCGCGUCCUCUCCCUGCCUGCACGGCGGUGCCUGCCGAGACCUCUUUGAUGUCUUCGCCUGUGCCUGCCGCCCGGCCUGGGAGGGACCCCGCUGCGAGGCCCGCGCUGACCCUUGUCGCUCGUCGCCCUGUGUCCGGGGCCAAUGCCACGCGCGCCCCGAAGGCCGCUUCGAGUGCCGCUGCCCUCCAGGCUUCGCUGGUCCUCGCUGCAGGGUGCCUGUUCUGCCUCAGGGAUGUAGCCUCAACUCCACCUGCAAGGAUGGCGCCCCUUGUGAGGGUGGGUCUCUAGGCACCAACUGCAGCUGCCAGGAGGGCCUUGCUGGCCUGAGGUGUCAGAGUCCUGACCUACCCUGUGAAGCCAACCCUUGCUUGAAUGGAGGCACCUGCCGGGCAGUCAGUGGCAUAUCUGAAUGCACUUGCAAUGCAGGAUUCUCUGGCCAGUUCUGUGAAGUGGUGAAAAGCCUGCCUCUGCCCCUGCCAUUCCCGCUGCUGGAGGUAGCAGUGCCUGCAGCCUGUGCCUGCCUCCUCCUCCUCCUCCUGGGCCUCCUCUCAGGGAUCCUUGCUGCAAGAAAGCGCCGCCAGUCUGAGGGCACCUACAGCCCAAGUCAGCAGGAGGUGGCAGGGGCUCGUCUGGAGAUGGACAGUGUCCUCAAGGUGCCACCAGAGGAAAGACUUAUCUAGGCUGGUCUGGCUGCUGGUGCCAUGCCCUAAAGGUCCUACAGGAUCACUGCAGAACCUCUACCUGGAGGCUGGGGGAGACUAUUUCCAGAGCUAGGACACCCACAGGAUGUGCCACCAUGGUUGGCAACCCUUGCCCUGUCCAUCAUGGAGUCAGAAAAUGGGGAACAACUCAGGAAAGCA